Molecule: messenger RNA, 1323 nt
Organism: Callorhinchus milii (elephant shark)
Lineage: Eukaryota; Metazoa; Chordata; Chondrichthyes; Chimaeriformes; Callorhinchidae
Gene: ppp1r8a
Product: protein phosphatase 1, regulatory subunit 8a
Cellular component (GO): nuclear speck
Molecular function (GO): protein serine/threonine phosphatase inhibitor activity; protein binding; mRNA binding
Source: RefSeq, marked provisional
GUGCGUCUCUCAAUGCGAUUCAAAUGCAGGCGAUUCAGUUGAAACCCAUCUUCGACUGCCCGUCCUGGGCAGGGAAGCCUCCCCCAGGACUUCAUUUGGAUGUUGUCAAAGGCGACAAGCUAGUAGAGAAACUGAUUAUUGACGAGAAAAAAUACUACCUCUUUGGAAGAAACCCUGAUAUAUGUGACUUUACCAUUGACCAUCAGUCAUGUUCAAGAGUCCACUCUGCAAUGGUCUAUCACAAACAUUUGAAGAGAAUCUUCAUCAUAGACCUGAACAGCACUCAUGGUACAUUCCUGGGGCAUCUUCGGCUGGAGCCUCACAAACCCCAGCAGGUUCCCAUUGACUCCACGCUGUCGUUUGGAGCUUCAACACGAGCCUACACACUACGAGAAAAACCACAGACAUUGCCAUCGGCAAUCAAAGGUGACGACAUCGUGGAAGACGACGAACUGAAAGGGUUGCUGGGUCUACCUGAAGAAGAGACUGAGCUUGAUAACCUAACUGAAUUUAACACCGCUCAUAACAAAAGAAUAUCUACGCUGACAAUUGAAGAAGGGAACCUUGAGAUCCAGAGGCCAAAACGUAAAAGAAAGAGCUACAGGGUAUCAUUCAGUGAAGAAGAAGAAAUAAUAAAUCCAGAGGACGUUGACCCAUCAGUCGGACGCUUCAGAAAUAUGGUCCAGACAGCUGUAGUUCCACUCAAGAAAAAGAAGACCGAGAGCCCCAGUCCCCUGGGCCUGGACGAUGCCGGGGCCAGACGUAUGCAGAAUUUCCCCUUCAGUGCUGGUUUAUACGGUGGGCUGCCUCCAACUAGCGGUGAUUCAACAUCUCAGACACAUGGCAAUACAAUGGGAACUGCAAUGAUAGGAGGACUGCCCAUGCCAUUCCCCAACCCUGCCCCGGAGGUGGACUUGGCUCCAGCAGUGGUGCCGACAGCUGUGACUAUAAAUGCGGUUCCGAAUGCCGGUGUGUUCAACGCAGAGUCUGUUAAUGAGCCGAAGAAGAAGAAAUACGCCAAGGAGGCCUGGCCUGGCAAGAAGCCAACUCCAUCACUGCUUAUUUGAUUAUCUUUUUUCCUUUUUUUAAAAAAAACACAAAAGUCACGUAGGAUUUGAGGACUGAGAAAGGCUUUCUAUUAAUUCUGUUAAUAGGCCUAAGAUUUAUAUGAGCUUUGUACAGUUGUUUGUACAGUUAUGUAAUAGAUUCACAGCCUUUUCACACUUACUUGUUGCUUUUUAAUCUCUAACCUGUAUUUCAGUGUAAAUUAAGUAUGGCAUUGCCAGUUUGUUGGACUAAAGUCACAUAAACUAUUUUUCUGCC